AUGGAUGUACCUAUGGACAAGGCUCUGGCACAGGCUGUGUGGAACCAGAAGAUGAAGGCAGAGAAAAAUGAGCAAGACCCUGACUUUUUCAGUUCAAUGGCGGUUUUGCCUGAUCUUGGUGGUCCUGACGAGACCGAUCUGGCACUGUUCCAAGACCCUGAGCAAAUGGCCAAGAUGCCGCCAGGUGAAUUAGCCCUGCGUGCAGCGGAACACGGACAAACAGAAGUACUGCGCUCUCUAAUCAAAGAACAUCCGAUCGUGGUUCACACAACCGACUCGGAUCAGUACACUCCGCUGCAUCGUGCGUGUUACGGUGGUCAUGUGGAGUGUGCAUGCAUUCUGUUGCAGGCCGGCGCUGAUCCAAACGCUCUGACGUGUGAGUCCUGGACACCGCUGCACUCGGCAUGCCGAUGGAACAAGUGGCAAUGCGCAAAGUUGCUGCUGCAGAACGGCGUUGAUAUCAAUCGUGCGUCCAGCGGAGGGCAAACGGCACUGCAUCUGGCAGCAACCACUCGCCAAGUUGAUCAUGAUUUGCUCGCUGUAAUGCUAUCUGAUCAGAGACUUGAUGCUAGCAUUCGGAAUAGCCUUGGAGAAACUGCAAAGACCCUGGCUAAUCGCGAAAGCUACUAUGCCAACAUGCUGGAGGCUGUGGACGAUUGUCUCAAUGUCAAUGCAUAG
This is a messenger RNA of Sycon ciliatum, 678 nucleotides long. RefSeq names its product ankyrin repeat domain-containing protein 49-like. Bases 1 to 678 code for a protein of 225 amino acids. The record is from RefSeq and is a predicted model, not a curated record. The transcript has a single exon. Gene Ontology annotation, molecular function: protein binding. Lineage: Eukaryota; Metazoa; Porifera; Calcarea; Leucosolenida; Sycettidae.